ACCGGGCUUGGGUUCAGACUUGCUAGAGUUUAAGGGAACGAGGAACAGAGUGGCCCCGGGGGUACCCAAACGGGACAGCCACCCUAACGCCUUAGGACAUCCGGGCAGGGGAUGCAGCUGGAAGUCUAGGGAAGCACUGCUACCCCCUCCUCUCCUCAACCCUGGCGGGGUGGUUUCCCAGUCCCCUCAAAGGCAUUCAUGGACGGAUGAGAAGAGCUGACACUCCCCCUCAUGACUACCUUCUCUCCUUUGGCCAUGGAGGAAGCCUUGCUGCCCUUGGUCAUGACCUCUGACCCCAAGCCCUUUAAUCAACAACUCCCAGAGCCUCCAGAUCUAAGAUGUCUCUUGAAAUCCCAGGACAGUACUGAACUGGCACCCGCCCUGGUGUGUGCUCUUUGCUGCUGCUUUGGAAUCAUCUACUGCUGCUUCGGCUACCGCUGCUUCAAGGCAGUGAUGUUUCUCUCCGGUCUGCUGUCUGGGGCGCUGGUCAUCUUCCUGUUGUGCCACAAGGAGCGAGUGCUAGAGACACAACUGAGCCUGGAGGUGAGCGCAGGCAUUGCGCUGGGCAUCGGACUCCUCUGCGGCCUGGUCACCAUGCUGGUUCGCAGUGUGGGGCUCUUCCUGACUGGUCUCCUGCUAGGCGUCACCAUGGGUGCUGGUGCCCUGCUCGGCACUGAGCCCAUCUACCAGCCGCCUUCAGCCUGGGUGCCAGCUGGUGGAUUGGUGGGACUGGCACUGCUCGGAGCUCUCCUCACACUUCGGUGGCCACGUCCAUUCACCGUUCUGGGCACAGCCCUGCUGGGGGCAGCAGUGCUGGUGGCCUGUGCUGACUACUUCCUGGAGGGGCUGGCCCUGGGCAGUCGGCUAGGCCAACGUUUGCAGGCACUUCCGGCCUUGCCUCCUCUCUGCUGGUAUAGCUGGGUCUUGCUGGGCACCUGGCCAGCCCUGGGGGCUCUUGGGGCCCUAGCACAGUGGAAGCUCAUGGAUGAGGAACAUGGAGGUCAUGCCAACGUGGUGCUGAGCCAGCAGCAAAGGCAUCUCCAACUCCUCCGGCUCCGUCAGCAAGAGGCCAAGUGGCACCGGACGUCUCAUGCGGUGGGGCUGCGUGACGGCAGCUACCGGCGCCAGCUGUGCCCCAGCACCCGCAGCCCUGCAGACAGUCUGGCUCCCAGUUAUCUCCAGAGCCUUCGAGAACGUCAGCUGGGACCAGGCCCCAUGGCCACAGCACCUCACACCAUAGUGGACUUGGAUUCUGACUGUGGUUCUACUGUACCUCUCAACACCCCUUUGGGUCCCACCCAGACCUGAGCCUACUUCCGCAUUGAAACUUCGUCACAAGC
Sorex fumeus (smoky shrew) is the source of this 1340-nucleotide messenger RNA. Its product is annotated as transmembrane protein 198-like. The record is from RefSeq and is a predicted model, not a curated record. The transcript is spliced from 5 exons. Bases 232 to 1308 code for a protein of 358 amino acids. Lineage: Eukaryota; Metazoa; Chordata; Mammalia; Eulipotyphla; Soricidae. Gene Ontology annotation, cellular component: plasma membrane; vesicle membrane.